This is a messenger RNA of Phlebotomus papatasi, 1403 nucleotides long. RefSeq names its product zinc finger protein 37 homolog. Gene Ontology annotation, molecular function: DNA-binding transcription factor activity, RNA polymerase II-specific; zinc ion binding; RNA polymerase II transcription regulatory region sequence-specific DNA binding. NCBI's taxonomy places the organism in Eukaryota, Metazoa, Arthropoda, Insecta, Diptera, Psychodidae. The transcript has 2 exons. The record is from RefSeq and is a predicted model, not a curated record. Gene Ontology annotation, biological process: regulation of transcription by RNA polymerase II. The coding region runs from base 102 to 1346 and encodes 414 amino acids. Gene Ontology annotation, cellular component: nucleus.
GACUUUAUUUAAAUGGCAGGCACUGUAUCUGUCAAUCAGUCUUGUGAGAUUUCUACGCUUACUGUGAUUGUUUUCAAUAUUUCUAUUUCAUAUUUUCAGUAAUGGACGACGAUUGGACAGUUUGUCGCCUAUGUCUUCAGUCGAAUGAGGGCAAUAUGAAAUCCCUUCCAGAUGUGACUUACAAUAUGAUUCCCUUUUUCAACAUUUACUUUGAACUCGUGGGAAUUACCUUCACGGACUAUCCGACAUUCCCAGGAAAGAUCUGUUCGUCCUGCGAAGAACAAAUGCAUCAGGCCUACAAAUUCCGGGAGAAGUGUUUGGAAACUGAAGAGAAGUUGAAGGAACUGUUGAAUGAAGAAACUACUGCUUUAAAUAUUGAAUUCAUUCCAACACCAAAGGCUACGGAAUCGCCUUUUAAAAUAGCAGCUAAAGAUGUGACAUCAAAUACGGAUAUCCAGGAAAUUACAAAUAAUUCAUCUACAGCCAAAGGCACAACAAAUAAAUCGUGUCCGUCAAAAGAGGACAUUCAGAAGAAAAGCAGUUCUCAUAAGAAAAGCAGUUCCGAGAAGAGAACCAGCCUGAAGUCAUUGCAAUCCAAAUCGAUUCAAUGCAAAAGCUGCAGAAGAAUCUUUCAGGGAAUUGAAUUGUUCAAAAAGCACAGUUGCUGCUUUUCAGACCAGAAUCAUCAGAACCAGGAAGAGAAGAGCCUUGAGACCAGUACUGCUACUAAACCAAAAAGGCAGAAAAGUGAAAUCAAGAAAACCUAUGAAUGCGAAGAAUGCAACAAGAAAUACUUAUGUCAGAAUUCCUUUAUGAUUCACAUGGAUAAACAUAAAAAUAUCCAAAGAUAUGAAUGUUACCAAUGUGAUAAGAAAUUUGCACAUUGGAUCCAAAAACGGAAGCACGUGUACAAGGUUCAUCUUAAAACUGCAUUUUGCGAAUGCAAUGAAUGUGGCAAAGGUUUCUACAAAAUAUACGACUUGAAGCAGCACAUCAAUAGUGAACACUUGAAAUAUUUUCCAUUUCAGUGUGAAUUGUGUGGAAAAACGUUCAAACAGAAAUUUACAUUGAGUAAUCAUAUGAAAUUAAUUCAUACAACGCAGACUGUAACGUGCAAAAAGUGCGGGAAGAAGCUCAAGAAUAAGAGGACCCUAAAGCACCAUAUGAAAACGCACCGUGAUGAAAAAAAUUAUGUCUGUCCUGUCUGUUCUCGAGCAUUUACCUGCAAUUUUUCCCUAAAGGGACAUGUUAGAAAGCAGCAUCCUGAUAAAGUGCAUCUCCUGCCACCUGAUGGUACCAUUGUCAAUAAAGCAUUUUUGAAGAAAAUGGCAGAAGCCGAUGAAUAAAACCACAAUGAAAAUGUUUUAUAAGUGAUUCAAAAAAUAAAAGAGGAUUGGAGAAUA